UAUGGGCACAACAGGCGAUGGAAUGGGAUUUGCAUAUGAUGCGUAUCCGGGGCAAUAUCAGUUAUGGAAGCCCCCGCAAAGGGGAGAAGCUCCUCCCCCUUACGAAGAAGUAAUUGCCCUUGCUCAAGCUGAAAGUAUGAACACUUGUACGGUCAGUGUGGCAACGACGCAUCGUACACUGCCUUUAACUGUGUGCAAUUCGGAGCCCGAUAUCAGUGCGACAACCACAAAUCUCAUAAACAUCAACAUAAACAACGCAGGAAGCAUCACAGCGGUAGCUGCAGGCGAAAAUCACAUCCGAAAUCAGUACGUUCGAUCGCCAAACAACACAAUAACGCGCACAAACGAACUUCCCGCUGUCGUCGCUGCUGACCCGUCAUCGACUGCCAUCUAUCCGAUGGGUCAGCAGUUGAUCAGUAGUUUACCGCGCGAAAUUCCCUGCACUUUACAGAACUGCGAACUCAAUACAACCACAAUUACGAACCAGAUUGCCAGCAUGGGACAUCGUACAACGACGCAAGCCACGUGUCUCAUUCGCGGACAAAUGCCAAAAGAAGUUCAAACGUCAAAUCAGAGCAUUUCCGCAAAUAACACGACAAUUGCAACGAUUUUGCCGCCGCCUCUCUUCAACACACCCGAACCGCUCAACACGAAUUUGGAUACGGAACCGUUGAUUGUCUCCGCCAGCAAUUCCAGCGAAGGUCUUGUUGAUGCCCCAAAAACCCCGAAACGUUAUCAUCGCACAAUUCCCCGAAAUGUAACCGCCAACGACGGAAUUAUGGCAAAUCUCAAACCCAUGUCGUUGGCAAGUUCAGGCGCUCAAUCUCCCAAUAACAACAAAAAACCCGCUUGCCAAUGCCCGAUUCAGCAUAUUCCGAAUACUUACAUGGGUUCGACCCAAAUUACCGCAGCUGCUCAACAAAAUACUCAAAGUCUCUUUUUGUCGACUCUGACGACGAAACUCAAUAAUGUCGCUGCCAAACAAAGUUCAUCCUCCUCGUCAUCAACAGUCGUCUCAAAAUCAACUUCCUUUCCUUCAACGUCACAAUCCGGGACGAUUCAAACGAUUUCGCGACGCCAACAAGAGCUUGUCCCGACAAAUUUGUAUCCGACAGGACCCACGUACGAUCCGACCACGAGUAUUCGUCGUUUGAAACCUUCUUUGCUGAAACUCGAGGCAGCGCAUCCCAAUGCCUUAGGAAUCACCUCCGCAAAUACGCCGCGUCGACAACCUCCGAAACCCAUUCUGAAGACGUCAUCUCGGAAUAAUUUGAUCGAAUCGCGUUCCCAUGAGAAUUUAUUGACAACCAGCUACCCAAUUGAGCCGAAUCCCGUUUUGCCGCCGAAAUUGUACAAGACUUCCAGUCAAAAGUUGAGCGUUUUGUCUUCAAAUGGGGAUCAAAGCACUUAUGCAACGACGCGUGAUGCUCAAUUCUCACUUUUGAACAGCAAUCGACACUCGGCGGAAAUGUCAAGCUUGAGGAUGCGUCAUUCCAACAACAACAAUAACAGUAACAACACUCUUGGAAAUAAUACGUUACCAAAAAAUUCGACAAAUAAGCAACGCACGGCAAAUAAUGUGAAGCCUCCAGCAGGACCCCAUGGCAGCAAACAACGUGUGAUGAUGCAUCGACAUGCGGAUGGCAAUAAGAAGCCGUUACCAGUAUUAAAUUCAACCAAUUGCACAAAUCCAAAGCAGCAUUUUUUGCCGAAUGACGCGAGUUUGGACGAUGAUUAUUUGAGCGAGUGCGAAAAUUGUAAGACGGCGAAUGGAUCGCGGUAUUAUCUGAAUGAGGAAGAUGGCGAAACUAUGGAAACGAUGACGUUACAACGAAAGAUGCCCGAAACAAGUGGCGAUAAGAUUGGAGAGGAGCAACAAGGGUAUUAUCGUGUCUCGGCAACGUUGCCAAGUAAUACGAAUAAGAAACAACAGGUAUCAAAGUCACGUGAACCAUGGUUCGCCACAAUUCCCGCAAGUUCUUCCAGCGAAGAAGACGAAGCUGCCGAAUGAGAUCUAAAUGACCUUAUUUGAGACAAAACAUAUAUAAUAUCUGGCCAAUCAAUGUCUAGAAGCGAAUAGUUAAGGAAAUAAUGUAAAAACAAAACAUUUGAAUUCAAUUUCAGUCUAAAUAAAUAUUUAAUGGAUUAUUAAUAAAUUAAAAACUGCCCAACGAGGUAUGUACUAAAUAAAUAGAGAAAACUUGUAUGAAGCCAAAUAUUAAUAAUAAUGAUUAAAAAAAAAACGUUAAAAAUUAAUAAUAAAUAAUAAAUGUAUAAAAUCUCACGAUAA
This is a messenger RNA of Culicoides brevitarsis, 2290 nucleotides long. Its product is annotated as mucin-5AC-like. Lineage: Eukaryota; Metazoa; Arthropoda; Insecta; Diptera; Ceratopogonidae. The coding region runs from base 2 to 2011 and encodes 669 amino acids. The transcript is spliced from 3 exons. The record is from RefSeq and is a predicted model, not a curated record.